AUGCUAGGAACUGUCAUUUUCCCCGACACUUCUGGAAAUAAGGUGGGUGCACAUUAUCCACAACCUUUGGAGAAUCUCGAUGAGAUGAACAAAUACUCUUGGGCCACUGGUGUGCUUGCUUUUAUUUUACAAGAGAUGUGCAAAGGGUUGAGGAUUAACUGUAAUCAAAUUGGAGGUCACUUGACUCUUGUUCAGGUUUGGAUUUACGACCACUUCCCUAAAUUGGGAUUGGCUAGAGCAAAAGACCCUUAUCCCUAUGACCAACCUACAGAAGGAAAAUGGUUGUUUUUGGAUAACCAAAAGAAGUCUAAGGGUUCGAAGCAGUUGACUUCGUUGAGGAAGAAAUUGGAUGCACUUACGGUGAACGAUGUGGUAUUUCACCCAUACGCUGUACCCGAUGAUGUCCCUGUAGAUGAUGAUGACUUGAAUGCUUUCUCCCGCGUCACGCCUUACUAUGGACCAAUUUUGCAUCCUAACGGCUACGCAAUAUAUAAUCCAAGGAGAAUACUAAGACAACUUUGUUGCGUCCAAAUGGAUCCCGACGUGGAGCAUGAAAAUUUCACUUUGCAGGUUCAAGGAACAAAGAACACCGAGAAGUAUUUUGAGCCAAAUCAUGAACCAACUCCUGCGGUAGCAUAUUGGAAUGCACUUACUACCUACCACAUACCAGGAGGUGAUUUGGUACCUUGUGGUGGAGAUGUAAAUGCAUGUGAGGAAGAUUAUAUGGAGUAUUAUGAAGAAAUUAGUCAUCCUUUCGUGAUAAAUAAAGAACAACAAGCUAAGGAUGAUGCGGCAAAGACAAAGGAGAGGGAGUCUAAGAGAGCUCAGAAAGAGAUGCCUAUUUGUGGAGAAAAAGAAAAAAGAUGUUGA
This is a messenger RNA of Papaver somniferum (opium poppy), 870 nucleotides long. RefSeq names its product protein MAINTENANCE OF MERISTEMS-like. Bases 1 to 870 code for a protein of 289 amino acids. The transcript has 3 exons. The record is from RefSeq and is a predicted model, not a curated record. Lineage: Eukaryota; Viridiplantae; Streptophyta; Magnoliopsida; Ranunculales; Papaveraceae.